AUGAAUAGGCGAGGGACUGACUGAGCCCUCUCUUACGUUCCUCUCUUUUCACGAAAAAUGGCCGUAACAGUUAUUCUCAGACGUAUAUUUCCCCAAAACCCAAAACCCUUCAUCCCUCUCUCGCUACAGCGCCGCCCAUUUCUCUCCUCUGCCCCUUCCACUAACGCCCCUUCAGAACCGUCUUCGCUGUCCGCCCGGAUGCGCUUUGUCUUUGAUCAAAUUGACGCCAUCCAGGAGGAGCGGGUGGAAAAAGACCAGACACUCCAACGCAUACGCGCCUGGCGUGAAUCCAAGAAGUCAAGUCUAUCACAACCCCAACCCCACCCGCAAACGGAAGCUCAGGGUUCGGCUCCUGAUGAGUGGAAGGAGAUGGGUCCGGAGAAGGAGAAGUGUUCUGCUGUUGGUCAAGGCGGCUUGAUGGCUAAGCAGGUGGAGUUGGUUCACCCGUGGCCGGAGUGGGUUGAGCUUAUGGAGAGGCUGGUGCAGCAAAAUUACUUUGAUCAUAUGAGAAAAGACGAGGACAGGAUGAUUGCGGACUCAGGCUUCAGUGUUUCUGCUGUUGCAGAACAGGAAGGGCUCGACUUUACUAGGGAUUGGAAGACUGUUGAGACUGCUGUUCUCAAUUUUGGUCGCGACAGAUUUGAUGUCUUAAGGGCAUUGCCCCGACAGGAUAUACAAAUACUUGUUGGCUAUGGGUGCCCCAGUGCAGAUAAGAGGCUUGUUUUUUCAGCCAAACUAUUGAGGAAAUAUGUCCAUCUGGACGAAGGAGAUGUUUGUAGUUCCUGCAGUUUGAGGAGCACUUGUGAAAAAGCAUACCUACUCACAAAUAAGGAGGAUGAGGCUAGGACUAUUGAUGUUAUGCGUGUUCUAUUGGCUUAUGCCUUUGAUCCGGUGAAUGGUUCAGUUGCUAAUAAGUCUCUUUUGAAGAUGAAAGCUGUGAAGAGUGUUAUUCGAAAAUUGCUUCAUGAUGUGGUCAAGAUAAGUGCUGUUCCAAUAGAUCCAAAUCUUCCACCUCCUAUUAUAAAAAAGCCCCCACCCAAAGUCAAACAGCCACCACCUACUCCUAAGAAACGUGUUGGGCGUGAUGACGUUGAAAUGAAGAAAGGAGAUUGGCUAUGUCCAAAAUGUGACUUUAUGAACUUCGCCAAGAAUACUGUGUGCUUACAAUGUGAUGCCAAGCGUCCUAAGAGACAGCUGCUUCCAGGAGAAUGGGAAUGUCCCCAGUGCAAUUUCUUAAACUAUCGGAGAAAUGUGGCAUGCUUUCAUUGUGAAUGCAAGCGCCCACCUGAUGAUUAUACUGGAAGUCAACUUAAGGAGAGGCAAAAUAAUCGCAGGAUGGAUUUAGAUGAGAAGAUGCCAAAUAGGGUUGCUCGACACGAUGUCUCUAAUGCUUGGAAUUUUAACUUUGAUGAUGACGAGUCAGAUGGUGCUGAUGUCGCUGCCUUUGAGUAUGCAGAUUCUCAUAAACUAGAUGUUGAUUUUCCACUAGACAAGCAAGCACACAAUGCAGUUUCUAAGCCUCCAAGGGAGUACGAGACAGAUUAUUCCAGACCCCAGCAGCCAGGAGUAGGAUUUAAUGAUUUUGAUGAUGAGGAAGAUGAUGUUGACAGUUAUGAAGUAGAUACUCAAAAUGCCAUGCAUAAAAGUUCUCAAAUCAAUUACUCAGAUCUUGAAGAUAACUCUGAAGAUGAAGAUUUGGAUGCUAAUGAUAAUAAUAUGCUUGGUCGUCACCACAAAAACUCUAUGUCUGGUCGAAUUUCCAAGUCAAUGCCUGACAAAGCCACUUUGCCUAGCUCUGAAGAUUCUGACAUUGAUUUUGAUUCUGACAAUGAACGUCCAAUUUAUAAAAAAUGGAAACAUGGUCAUUUAUCCAGCUCUAAACAAAGAACGUUUACUAGGCAUUCUUCUAGUUUAGAUUCAGAUGACAGCGAUGAUGAUAUCAGAAGCCGACACAAGAAAGGAAUGAAAGCCCAUAGGGAGUUUGGGGGUAGAGGAAGCUCAAAUAAUAAAUAUGAGCAUUCCUCUGAUAUUGAGAGCUCUAAACAAAGAACGUUUACUAGGCAUUCUUCUAGUUUUGAGUCAGAUGACAGCGAUGAUGAUAUCAGAAGCCGACACAAGAAAGGAAUUAAAUCCAAUAGGGAGUUUGGGGGUAGAGGAAGCUCAAAUAAUAAAUAUGAGCAUUCCUCUGAUAUAGAGACUGAUGAUGAUGACCUAAAUUAUCGUAGAAGCAGGCAGAGAGGUCAAAGGGGCAGUUCCAGUUCUGCUGACUGCUGUGACAGGGUUUCUAAGACACGAAACUAUUUUGCAGAUGACUCUAAUAGGAGAUCAAGGGAAUUUCAUAGGAAUGGUAAGAGCAUUCGAGAUAAUAAAGACUGGUCUAGAACAGAUUCCAGAUGUGGUGAGUCAUCUAAGAAUUUGAGAAGUGGUAGAGGAGGAUUUUCUAAUUCAGGUCCCAGAACCAAUAAUUAUGGCAAUCAACCAGAUAGUUACUUAAACAGUGAAAGAUACAAGAGGCCAAGAGUAAAUGUGAGAUGAAAUCGGUACAUGAUGAUCAAGGCUGAUAGAUUGGCUUCUGGCUUUCAAGAUAGUUGUUCUGCACCUCUGCUAAAGCAGGCACAAGAAGCUAUGAAACAUGGGUUUUCCUUUAAGAGGUAAAUAUUGAGCACUUUUGAGUGUGCCUCCUAGAAAACUGCAUGUUUUAGGGAGGAAGCAGCUGGCAGAUUCACUAUUUGACGGACUUGGAAUGUUGCUAUUCUUUUUUUCGUGAAGUCCAAGCAAGGAGGAGAGUUUUAGUUAAGACUUGUUCACAGCCAUGGUUGAAUUAUUUAGCUGGGAUUGAUCUUCUCUCACCAGAAGUUAGUAGAGAUGAACUUUAGUAGUAGACCAUUCACCCUUUCAUGUGGAUCCCCUGUAUGCUUGAAGCGUAUAUAGGCCUGUGGUUUUUCCAUUAGCUCUUGACAAGGAUGUAUGAUAUUCGCCAAAGAUAGUAGAGAUGACUUUGUUGCGCAUGGAACUAAACUGAACCAAAUAGUUCUUGUUUGGUUGGAGAUCUUUAGAUGUAAGAGGGAGGAAAGUCGAACUAAACGAAUAAAAUUAUUUGAACCAUUUAAAUGAGGAUAUCUUUCCUUUAUAAAAAAAAAGAGGAUAUCUUUCCUUUAUCAAAAAAUGAGGAUAUCUUUUCCUAAUUAUCCUUUUUCAUGUUCUC
Messenger RNA from Cuscuta europaea, 3205 nucleotides. The record is from the annotation of a GenBank genome assembly. NCBI's taxonomy places the organism in Eukaryota, Viridiplantae, Streptophyta, Magnoliopsida, Solanales, Convolvulaceae.